GGUGAUCGUUGUCGUUCUCUCUUGUGCAGUCUUUAUGUCUCGUGGUGGGCGUGGGUUUUUUGCUCUCGCUGGUUGAUGAUUUUCCACCCUGGGCAGCGUAGGCGGUGGACGUUUUUUUCUGCCUAACUUUCCCUUCUACCUACCACCGCAAACAGACAGGCAGGUAAACAAAGCAAUGCUCCGUCGCCAGCCAACCACCAUCAAAUUGACGCCCGAAGACGUCCUCAGCUACGACGAUGAGAAGCUGACGGUGUCGAGCACCAGUGGCCGGGCUGGAGCCAAUCAGAAUGUGUCGUGUGAGCCUCAGGAAGCGGACCCGAAGAGUAAACAGGAACGCAUUGGGCUUGUUGCUAGAAGAAGCUGAGGGUUGUCUACUG
Williopsis jadinii is the source of this 377-nucleotide messenger RNA. Its product is annotated as CDC26 family anaphase-promoting complex subunit. The record is from RefSeq and is a predicted model, not a curated record. Gene Ontology annotation, biological process: anaphase-promoting complex-dependent catabolic process. Lineage: Eukaryota; Fungi; Ascomycota; Saccharomycetes; Phaffomycetales; Wickerhamomycetaceae. The transcript has 2 exons. Bases 176 to 364 code for a protein of 62 amino acids. Gene Ontology annotation, cellular component: anaphase-promoting complex.